AUGCAUAAUCGAACAACCCAAUCUUCUAUGAGAAGAAACAAUUGUGCGGAAGCAUAUCAUCAAAGAAUUAAUUCAACUUUCCAAUGUGCUCAUCCGACGCUGUGGCUCUUUGUACAAAAAUUAAUCGAUGAAGAAAACGUUGUUCACGCUGAUCUGGUUCACAUCAACGCUGGUGAACCACCGAAGAAAAAGAAAAUCAAUGAACGUCUGGAAAGACGUCUGUUAAAUCUUCUGACUACCAAUCACGCUCAUAUAGCUGUACAACUCAAUUCGAUUGCCUAUAGUAUUUCUCUAUAA
This is a messenger RNA of Adineta ricciae, 297 nucleotides long. The record is from the annotation of a GenBank genome assembly. Lineage: Eukaryota; Metazoa; Rotifera; Eurotatoria; Adinetida; Adinetidae.